Fragaria vesca subsp. vesca is the source of this 768-nucleotide messenger RNA. Its product is annotated as peptidyl-prolyl cis-trans isomerase NIMA-interacting 4-like. The transcript is spliced from 3 exons. Bases 39 to 482 code for a protein of 147 amino acids. NCBI's taxonomy places the organism in Eukaryota, Viridiplantae, Streptophyta, Magnoliopsida, Rosales, Rosaceae. The record is from RefSeq and is a predicted model, not a curated record. Gene Ontology annotation, biological process: rRNA processing. Gene Ontology annotation, molecular function: DNA binding; peptidyl-prolyl cis-trans isomerase activity.
GACACUUCGAGUCCAGGUCAAGCAGAAGGGUUUUAAAGAUGGGCAAGGACGCCAAGGCCGGAGGAAAAGGGAAGGGAAAAGCCGCAGCCGGCGGCGGCGGCGACGAAGGCGGAGGCUCAAAAGGAAAAGGAAAGUCCGGAAAGGGCGGCGCUUCCGAUGGGCUCGGUACCUGCACGUAUGUGAAGGCAAGGCACAUACUUUGUGAGAAGCAGGGCAAGAUCAACGAGGCCUACAAGAAGUUGCAGGACGGUUGGCUCGGAAACGGCGAUAAGGUCCCUCCGGCGGAGUUCGCUAAGCUGGCUGCAGAGUACUCCGAGUGUCCGUCCGGGAAGAAAGGCGGCGAUCUCGGGUGGUUCCCUAGGGGGAAGAUGGCUGGCCCUUUUCAAGAGGUGGCCUUCAGCACCCCGAUUGGGGCUACCAGUGCUGCUUUCAAGUCCACGCAUGGUUACCACAUUAUCUUGUGUGAAGGCAGAAAGAAUUAACAGCACCGUGAUUUCUGAUGGAGCAAGUCUGAAACUUUGGCCGUAAGAAUGAUAUAUGUACUAGUUAGAUUUUCCCUCAUUGUGAAUUGCUCAUGCUCUCUUCCUGCAACAUCAUGUGGUGUUGAUUUUUACUUUUCUUUUUCUUUUUCCGGAGACUAGUGCAACAGGUUUGAAUAAUAACAUUCUAUAUUUAUGCAUCAAACAUGAUCCUUUCGCAGAUGAAAGUGUCGAUUUUCAUUUUUCUUUUUCUUUUUCGGGAGACUAGUUAACAUUAUAUAUUUAUGGC